Penicillium angulare is the source of this 1956-nucleotide messenger RNA. RefSeq names its product telomere repeat binding factor family protein. Lineage: Eukaryota; Fungi; Ascomycota; Eurotiomycetes; Eurotiales; Aspergillaceae. The record is from RefSeq and is a predicted model, not a curated record. The coding region runs from base 1 to 1956 and encodes 651 amino acids. The transcript is spliced from 3 exons.
AUGGAUUCGAGCGGGGCUCUGCGACCCCUGGACGAAGCUCUACUCCGUGAACUGCCUCAACUACGUAUCGCUCCUCUUCGGGAACCAGUCUCAUCCCGCACUCUCAGUGUCCCAUCUCCUCUGGAACCAAAUGCAAAUGGCGCCAGAGAGUCCAAGAACAUAUCCAAAUCCAAUCCAACUGGUGACAAUAUCCCUACAAAUUCAAAGGCCGGCCUGCCAACGGUCACCGAGUUUCUCAAUGCUGCACGAACCGAGAAAGCUGAGUCUUCCGCAGACCAGCAGUCGAAUGUGGAGCCACUCCCUAAGCCGAUCCUACCGGCGUUUGUAAAUUUGCGCGCGCUGGAACGUUUCCCAUUCACUUCUUCCUUUGAUGAUGAUGCCCUACAUGGCCCGCGCAAGCGACGUCGUGUAGACAUCCAGCCUGAAUCAUUUAGUGAACAUUUACAGCUUCCUGUUCCACAAUCACAAAAAGAACUACGUCCUCCACCCUUUGGUCCCUUUGCUAUUUUGAAUGGAUUGAAUGAACCCCCACCAAAUGCUGCCCUCCUUCCUCCUAUCGAAGCAGGCUCUAUCACACAACUAUUAACAAAACCUUCCCGUGAACAAGCUGCGGCUGUUGACCCUGCUAGCCUAGUCUCCGCUAAUAGCGCUCUGCCCGAGGGUCAGCCUGUAGAGCGACGAGAAGGAAGAAUCGAAGAACUCCUCGGUACUACCCUUGAUGACCGCAAUGAUGAUGUACAUGAUCAUGAAGACCAACGAUUGACUGCAUCCGAAAAUCCAAUCAUUAAAUCCGCAGUGCAUGCCCAAGAGUCUUUUACGAAUGAACGAACUCCGACACCUGCCCAGGGCGGUACUGAACCCAUGUCCCCCAAAACCCGCGGUCGAUCUCGUAAGAACCUCCGAAAAUGGACAGAGGAGGAGACGACAGAUUUACUCCGGGGCGUGGUAAAGUGCGGGAUUGGUAACUGGACAGCCAUAUUGGCACAACCAGAACUCAACUUUAAUAAAAGGACGGCGUCCAACCUAAAGGAUAGGUUUCGAGUCUGUUGUCCUUGGGCAUACCGCGCAUCUGAUCCAAAUGAAGCGACCAAGCAAUUACGCGACAACCUUGCCAAUGCACUUCUAAAGGCCCAAGGCGAAGGUCCAGACGGAGGCCCUGGGAAGAUUCGUCUUCCGCUUCCUACGCCCACGAGCCUGGCAUCUGAGCCAAGCUCAGCAACUGGCAGUCCGUCCACGAGCUCGCAUAAGCCAUCGACCUCGAGCUUAUCUUCUGCCGCGACCAAUCCAGGUCUAAGCAGUCCAGCAACUCCCCAGCAGUCCCCUCAAGAAAAUGAGACACCGACAUCGUCCAACAAUUCGCGGUCGACCCUUGCGUCACUCGGCAUCCCAGAGCCUCACGUAACCAUGAAAUCGAAGCGUCGCUCACGUCGCCCAUUUACCCCGGCAGAGGACGAGGCCCUUCUGAAGGGUUACGCCGUCCAUGGAUUUCAAUGGACCCUCAUUCAACAAGACAAACGACUCAAUUUCGGUCAUCGCAGAGCGACAGAUCUUCGUGACCGCUUCCGAACAAAGUUUCCUCACGUCUAUCGAGAUGGAGGUUCUGUCAACGGCAAAGGACUUCAUCCUCCAGAACUGAGAACAGCAAACAGUGACCCUGGCCCUCGAGAUCGUCCUGCUAGCAGUAAUUCAACUCCCAUUAGGCCUCAGCCUCCCGCGCAUCGCUACUCAGACUCGCAGAUUCAUAGUCGCCAAUCUUCCAACGCCUCUCACACCAACGCAUUUGAUCCUUCGUUCCUACCGCCGCCGCAGGGCUUUCUUGAAUCCUCGGCCAAUGCAUUUCCUUUUCCCCUGGAUGAAAGCUCUGCUGCUCCAUCCUCUCCCUGGGAGGAUAAUACCCUUGCGCCAAUGGUUUGGGAUGAUCUGGAUAAUCCGGAUAAUCCGGAUAAUCCAUCCUGA